AUGAAGAUCGCAACCGAAAUCUUUCUAGUUUUGUUAUUUUGCCUCUCUGGGUGCAACGGCCUCGUCGUGCGUAGCAACAACAAGAGGACGAGACAUCUCGCAACUACACUGCACAGCACAACCGAAGAUGUUGAUAUCGAUGUUGCCGCCAACCAAGCAAGAAUUGCCUCACUGCCCUUGCCACCUUCCAGGUCGCCUGGUCCUUUUCGGGGACUAAGGGAAAGCAUUUCCCACUUGUCCAACAACUGCCGCUUUGUUCGGAAGCGAGCGGACGAACUUGGAGACGUCUUUCUCACAAAUGUCUUCUUUCAGCCAACUGUCAUCAUUGGUGGACAGGAAGCUGUCCAGGAGUUUGUAUCCGGAACGGAGCUCAAGUCCAAGGUAAUCCAUUGCGCCCUUCCCGAUAGCUUCCAGGAGUUGCAUACCAAGUGGGGAACACUGAAUCUUGAUGCCAAUGAUAUCAUUUUCAAGCAAGGCAGGGAAUUAUUUGCUGGUGUAUUCAGCGUGGAUGGUCUCAAGGAGUACACGCCAAUCAUCAAUGAGGCCAUGGAUCUGUAUCUUGAAGGGCUGGUAGACAGAGUCAAGACAAAACCAGAUGAGGAGAUUCAGCUUGUGCCCGAGCUCAAGGCACUCAAUCUUCGAACCUUCAGCAAGAUUUUCUCUGGUGAAGGCCUAACUGACGAACAAGUACAAAUGUUUGAGGAUUACAACUCAGCCCUUUUGGCCUUGCCAUUUGAAAAGAAAAAGUUGGAAAAGGGAGCGUAUGCAUUGGAAACACUCAAAGAAGUCAUGCUUUCGCGCUACCAAGAAUUUCAACAAGGGAACCCCACCAAAGCAAAUCACUUCUUCUUUACUCAAGUCUCGAACAGGGAGGGGUGGGUUGAUGACCGCGUUUGCACAGCAAUGGUCUUAUUCAUUUGGGGUGCUUACAUUGAGACUGCAUCACUGAUGGUCAAUUCCAUGACAGCUAUCAACAAGUACAACCCAGACUAUGUGAAUAUCAUACUGGAGGAGGUCCAGGCGGAAGAAAAGAAAGAUGGAGCAUCUCCUCUCAAAUUUAGCUACUGGUCUAAUCUGGAGCAAACACUUGGAGUCCUCAGAGAGAGCCUACGACUCAUCCCCCCAGGAGGUGGAACUCCCCGCUACAGUGAAGAAGACUUUGAACUGCUAGGCUAUCGUAUUCCUGCUGGUACUGCAGUCAUGCUAGACCCCAGAGUUGGCGAAACAGAUCCCAAACUUUUCACAGAUCCCAACGAAUUCAAACCAACUCGAUGGGUUCCUGAGACCAGUAGUAGUUCCACAUCAAAGUGCCCUUUUCAGGGAACCGCACUAAAGUUGGGUUUUGGUUCUUGGUUUCCUGGGGGCUUUGGAGCUCACCAAUGUCCCGGGGUUCCUCUCUCCGAACUGACUUCAAAGAUGUUCUUGACAAAGACCAUCAAAGCAUUCAAUGGAUGGAGCUUUGGCAAAGGAACCAAGAGAAAUGGAGAAGUCAAAUUUGUCGAAGUGCCUAUCAAGAUUCCUGUUGACGAGUUGGGCGUCAAGUUCUCGUUGCGAUAA
This is a messenger RNA of Seminavis robusta, 1557 nucleotides long. The record is from the annotation of a GenBank genome assembly. NCBI's taxonomy places the organism in Eukaryota, Bacillariophyta, Bacillariophyceae, Naviculales, Naviculaceae.